This is a messenger RNA of Exophiala bonariae, 690 nucleotides long. RefSeq lists its product as uncharacterized. Gene Ontology annotation, molecular function: biliverdin reductase [NAD(P)H] activity; riboflavin reductase (NADPH) activity. The record is from RefSeq and is a predicted model, not a curated record. The coding region runs from base 1 to 690 and encodes 229 amino acids. The transcript has a single exon. Lineage: Eukaryota; Fungi; Ascomycota; Eurotiomycetes; Chaetothyriales; Herpotrichiellaceae.
AUGCUUCCACAAAUACUCCUGCUUGGAGCUACUGGCCGUACUGGUCGUCUGGUCCUGGAUGAAGGGUUGAAAAGAGGGUACCUUGUCACAGCCUUGAUUCGCAAAACAAACACAGACAUACCUCAACACUCGAACCUUACAGUUGUGAUAGGCGACCCGUGCAAAGCGUCAGAUGUUGAAGUUGCGCUCGACAGUACGAAAGCAUCAAUCCCCAUCAUCAUCAUCAGUACGUUGGGACAAACACGAACAUCAGGAAAUCCUUGGGCCGCAACGACUUCGCCUCCUCGCUUUAUGGCAACUUCAGUUGAAGCAGUGCUAUCAGCAUCGCAAAGCUUCGCCGAACCAGCGCGAAUUCAUAAAUUGGUGAUUCUAUCGAGUUUCGGGACUGGAGACUCGUUCGCCAGCCUGAACUUCAUGAUGCAAUGGAUCAUGAAAAGUUCUAACAUGGCUCAGACUCUGGAGGAUCACAACUUGGUGGACGAGGCCGUAAAGGCGGGACCGCUCCCGUUUGUCCUAGUACGGUCCGCAAUGCUCAAGAGUGGGGAUGCUGCUCCUUUGAAAUUUUAUGGAAACACAGGGAAAGGCUCGGGGAUCAUGCCUGGUACAAACAUGAAAAGUAUAGCCAACUUCCUGUUGGAUCUGACGGUGGACGACCAGUAUGAUGGUACAACUCCAAUGGUCACGAAUUGA